AAUAACAGAAUGUAUUUCUGGAAUCUGACCAUCAAAAUAAUUGUCUUGUCACUAACUACAACUGGAAUUCUGGGAAAUUUCUCUCUGUUCUACUACUAUCUGGUCUGCUAUGGAGACAGCAAAUUAAAGACUGUAGAUUUGAUUCAUGUGCACCUGAUGGCAGCCAACACUCUGAUCAUUCUCUCUAAAGGAGUGCCCCAGACAUUGGCAACUUUUGGUUUGAAGCAGUUUUUAAAUGACUUUGGAUGCAGAUUGAUUUUGUACAUUGAAAGAGUUGGCCGCAGUGUGUCUAUUGGCACCACCUGCCUCUUGAGUGUCUUCCAGGCCGUCACCAUCAGUCAGAAGGAAUCCUGUUGUAAGGAUCAAAAAGUGAAAGCAGCUAAGUACAUUGGCUGCUCCAUUACCCUCCUCUGGGUCUUGCAUACGUUGAUAAACUUAAUUUUCUUUGUGUACCCAAUUAUCAAAAGUUACAGUACCAAUGUGACAGGAAAACAAGAUUUUGGACACUGCUCUACUGCAGGGCGGACACUCUAUGUAGCAUUGGUGGUGUGCCCUGAAAUCUGCUUUUCUUUGCUCAUGGCCUGGUCUAGUGGCUCCAUGAUUGUCAUUCUGUACAGACACAAGCAGAGGGUUCAGCACAUCCGUAGACCUUCUGGUUCCAGCAGAAUCUCCCCUGAGUCCACAGCCACCCAGAACAUCCUGGCACUGGUGUCUACCUUUCUGGCUUUUUAUACUGUCUCUGCUAUAUUACAAGGCUGUUUGGCUCCUUUGUAUAAUCCCAGUUGGUGGCUGGUGAACAUCACUCACCUAAGUUCUCUAUGUUUUCCUUGUUUUGGACCCUUUGUUCUUAUGAAUCAUUACUCCAUGGUUCCGAGACUCAGUUUGGUCUGGAUGAGGAAUAUGAACUCACUUAUUCUUAAAUAA
Molecule: messenger RNA, 924 nt
Organism: Cricetulus griseus (Chinese hamster)
Lineage: Eukaryota; Metazoa; Chordata; Mammalia; Rodentia; Cricetidae
Source: RefSeq, a predicted model, not a curated record